UAAAUCUGAUUAUUAUUAUUCCAAUUUCUCGAACGCAAACUCUUUCAGACAUGUUUGGUCUUAAACUGGUUCAUCUCCCUUAAUCUCUGUAAUUAUCUCUGCCAAUCGGCGACAGACUCGAAUCAAACCUAAUCUUCUGUUUUGGACAAAGAGUUAUGGCUGCUGCACAUGAUUCAUCACCAAGAGAAGACCUUGAGUUAAAAUUUGGUCAACUGCAUAUAGAUUAUAAUUCACAAGCUGAGGAGUUAGGUGUUCUACUGGAUAGGGUCAAAUCAGCUGCAGAAAGCUUGCACAUUCUGAGGUCAAAAGCUAGGAUCUUGGCCGUUCCUGGUGCUGAGCAGCUAGAACUAGAAGAUGAUGGUUCAGUUUCUGAAGUGGUCAAGGACAUCAUCAGUCUUCUGACUUUUACUGGAACUAGCAAGAACCAAGACUCCUUGGUUGUUACAGAGGAUGGAGCUAUGCUCCAGUCCAUACAGAUGGUUGCUGAUGUCCUGGAGUCUCUUCUGAGGAGGGCCGCAGCGGCGGAAUCCGAAGCGUCGUUUCAGAAGGAGAGGGUGAUCAUCAGUGAGGAAGAGAUUAGAAGGAAGACGGUCCAAAUCGAGAAUUUGUCAUUGAGGUUAGAAGAGAUGAAACAGAUUGUACAUGAGAAUAAAGAUGUUCUCGAUGAAACAGUGGAGAUAAUCAAGAAACUGGUUGAAGAUAGUAGGAAGGAUAGAGAGAAAGCUGUUGAGAAUGAAGAGGAGCUCCGCCGUGUGAAGACAGAGUUUGAGUCGCUUACAAAUUAUGUUAAUACUUCCACCAAUGUUGUGGAAACACUUCUUUCGUCGGAGAGGCAGUUCCAAACUAUCGAAGCACGGCUGGUUGCCAAGUCUGCACAGCUGGAAGGUGAGAAGGCGCAGAAAGAGGUAGAGGUUCAAAAGCUGAUGGAGGAGAACGUGAAGCUAACCGCUCUUCUUGACAAGAAAGAAGCGCAGCUUCAAGCCUUGAAUGAACAAUGCAAAGUCAUGGCUUUGAAUGCUUCAAACAUCUGAUUCUGCAUCUCUUAUCUCUUGGCAAAAGAAAGGAUCAUUCGACGUAGUAGCCGUACUUAAUUUGCUAAUGGCCCUAUGGGAUUCUUAUGUAUGACAUUCUGGUAACUCUGUACAAUCAUGGCUUUGAAUAAGCAAGUAAAAGUUGAUCCGUUUGGCUACUCAUUUGUUAAUAGUUUAUGCUUCUUUGUUGGUAUUGUCUCUGGACAUAUGCAUCAAUUGCUCUAUAUGAUAUAAUGAAGUUUAGUCUCUGAAGAA
Molecule: messenger RNA, 1286 nt
Organism: Brassica napus (rape)
Lineage: Eukaryota; Viridiplantae; Streptophyta; Magnoliopsida; Brassicales; Brassicaceae
Product: oral-facial-digital syndrome 1 protein-like
Exons: 3
Coding region: 156-1031 (291 amino acids)
Source: RefSeq, a predicted model, not a curated record